Danaus plexippus (monarch butterfly) is the source of this 2288-nucleotide messenger RNA. RefSeq lists its product as uncharacterized. The record is from RefSeq and is a predicted model, not a curated record. Gene Ontology annotation, cellular component: nucleus; transcription regulator complex. NCBI's taxonomy places the organism in Eukaryota, Metazoa, Arthropoda, Insecta, Lepidoptera, Nymphalidae. Gene Ontology annotation, biological process: regulation of transcription by RNA polymerase II. Bases 299 to 1150 code for a protein of 283 amino acids. The transcript is spliced from 3 exons.
AUACAUUGAUGAUACUCGAAAUGAAGAGAAAAAAUAAUAAUGGUUUGCUCGCCGAGGACCGGCGCGAAUCGAUACCAAUGUGGAAUUUAUAAAAGUAGCGCCGCGUGUCGCCCGCCGCCUCCUCCUCCGCCCCGGCCCCCGGCCCGAGCCCCCGGCCCGACCCCCAGCCCCCGCUCGCCGGCCGCCUGCGCUCUUGCUUGUGGCCGUGUGCUCCUCCCCUCGUGCGCGUGUCUGUUUGCUAGCGUGCGCGUAUGUCUGACUGUGUGCGCCGCGCCGCCGCUUGGAGGUGACGUGUGUCAUGGAGAAGGAGAAGAGGCAGAGGGUUUCGCUCUCGCAGAUGGUGUGUGACGAGGAGCCCAAGGCGAAGGGCGACGUGGGCAGGAUGGUGGACUGCAGCCAGGCGGAUGACCGCCGGCUCAUACGCCUCGUGAGGGAGCGGCGACUCCUGUACGCCAGGAACAACAUGCCCGUCGCCAGCUUCUACACGCAGGUCAAGGCACUCUGGGACGAGGUCGCCGCCGCCAUGGGAUGGACCGUGGCGGACGUCCGUCGCAAGUGGUCUCACAUCCGCAACUCCUACUCCCGUCAUCUCCGUAAUGAGAUGCACGGGGCCUGCACCAGCAAGGGACGGAUGGUCAGCCGCUGGUACCUGGCGGACGAGCUGGAGUUCCUCAGGGAACACAUGGCCACUGACAUAUCGUCUCCGUACUCAAGCUACGCCCCGACCAUGUUGGAGAUGGACAUCAACGAAUCCUCUAACCCGGAGUCGGUGGACGUGAAGCCGUUCAUCCACAAUCCCUGGUUCACCCUGAGCGCCCCGCACUCGCCCAAGCCGGAGCCGCGAGCGCCUCCCUCCCUUCACACCGACGACAGCUCCGGCUCCUUCGCCCCCGACGAGAACUCCUCGUAUUUCCAAUUCUUCAGAGGCAUCCAUAACGAUUACCAAGAGUUACCGGCCAAGAAACAGAGAGUGUUCAAACGGAAAUGUCUCAGCCUGCUGCACGAACUGUUGGAUGGCGAGGAGAACCAGCGGACGAGUUCGUACAUUAACGACAACAGUGCGCUGAAUCUGUCCAACUCAGCUCAGCACGACGAGGCCAAGGAGCAGAAGACGCAGGUCGAGGAGAGUUUUAUACUUCCCAAUAAUUGAUGGCUGCGAGGAUUAUAGUGAAAUUAUGACAAAUAUUUACUGACGAACUGUCCGUCACAGUUUGUGUGGAAGGUGACGGAGAGGUCAACGCGAGUUCCUUUACAACAAGGUUAUAAGUCAUUAAGGACACACAUAGGACACACAGUUUUCACUUUGUAAGUGAACUUUAAUCUAGUUUAGUAAGUUGUUUUAAUACUUAUUAUUUAUUUUUAACGUCGUGAUAGUCUCCAAAGAUUACAUCCGCCGCGGUCCUAAAUAAUGACAAACAAUCGUACGGAGUACAGUGCACACCUUCACACGGUCACUCUGAUGUAGGCUAUAUGUUUAGUUGUAAUAGAGUCGAUAUCUGAAUAACCAUCAAUGUAAACAGAGUGUGCCUGUCAUGUUUACGGAGGACGCCACGAGUGUUGUCACUGUAGUGUAGAGAACUAGAGACAAACGGCCGCGGGUCGGCUCACGGCAGAGUGUCGUUUGGUGGAGAAAGUAAAUAAAUUGUAUAAUGACAAUCGUCUGAAUGUACAUCAGUGACAGAAAUAAUUCACUGCAUAUAUUCAUUGCACAUCUACCUGUCGUCCGUCCACGGGGCCUGUGAGGAUUGUUUGUGUGGUCGACUGUAUUCAGGGUGUCAGGGUGUCCAGGGUGUCACUGCGAGCGGGUCAGGUGGAUGGUGCAUCAUGAAACAUUAACUCAGUACAUUCAGUCCUGUGUCCAGAGUAUAGAAGUUGGUCACAAUAACUGUAAACAUUAUGAACACGAACGAGAUGAAAAUGUAUACAAAACAAAUGUAUUCCUCUUUAAGCAUUAAUUAAACAAAAUUUAUUAUUUUUAAAAUAAAAAAGUUUGUAUAAAGAAUAAACAAAGCACACUUCACAGCUUUAGUGAUGAAAGUGAAAGCCGAUGACUAUUAAAACGAAUCAAUUGUAUAAAGUGAUUUUAAUUUGUACGAACCCGAACCUUCCCGUCCCGCCGAAGUCCGAACACUCGUUAGUCGUUACCAGUCGCCAGUCGCCAGUCGCCAGUCACCGACACUUAUAGUGUAGAUGGCGUCGGUUUGAAACUUAAUAUAUAAAUUAACGGUGACCAGCUGAUGAAGGCUUCUUACAUUAAACAAAACUGACCUUUGAGACCUGAGACACCA